This is a messenger RNA of Knipowitschia caucasica, 405 nucleotides long. The record is from the annotation of a GenBank genome assembly. Lineage: Eukaryota; Metazoa; Chordata; Actinopteri; Gobiiformes; Gobiidae.
AUGUAUGGGCGGGAGGCUGUGUUCCCCUCAGAGGUGCCUGUAGAUUAUCCUCAGGUGGGGGACCAUGACUGUCACCCCCUGCAGGACACUCUGCUCUGGAGAGCAGCUUCAAUUCACCAGGACACUGCCAAAUGUGACAGCUACACACCAAUGGAACUUGAGAGUGAGAAGGCGCUUGACAUACAAACAGAACAGAGCAAUGAGGGUAUGCCCCAUUGGGCAGUCUUUAUUCAAAGUUCCAACCCAAAGUACAACAAAGGAAAGCAAACAGCAAAGCCAACACUUGAGGCUGACCAGGACAGAAAGCCAACGCACUGGCCUUCAGGAUCUGUGAACUCUUCGCGUAUCCUGAGCACAUCACAUGCAGGAAUGACCUGGCUCCCAGUCGUCCCGAGCACCAGCUAA